This is a messenger RNA of Brassica oleracea var. oleracea, 1632 nucleotides long. RefSeq lists its product as uncharacterized. The transcript is spliced from 2 exons. NCBI's taxonomy places the organism in Eukaryota, Viridiplantae, Streptophyta, Magnoliopsida, Brassicales, Brassicaceae. The record is from RefSeq and is a predicted model, not a curated record. The coding region runs from base 1 to 1428 and encodes 475 amino acids.
AUGGAUUCUAGUAAUCCAUAUAGUCACACAUCCAAGUUUGUGGACCUUUUGAACUGUCAACAAGAUUCUAACCUUCCCGAACCCUUUCCUUAUGAAAGCGCUUCACAACUCCCAGUGUUCAGUACUCAACCAACUGAACCUGCAAACACCAGUGCCGAACCAACUGAAACUGCAAACACAAGCUUCUGUGGAGACUCACGUUCAGUGCGCAAAGAAAGAAGAAAAUGGCCUCCCUCUGAUGAUCUAGUGCUCAUUAGCGCCUGGUUAAACACCAGCAAGGAUGCUAUAGUCAGCAAUGAGCAAAAAGCAAGUACUUUCUGGGGCCGCAUUGCCGCUUACUUUGCAGCUAGUCCGAAGGUGGUAGGAGGUGAUCCCCCAGAACCUCUUCAGUGCAAUCAAUAUUUUGAUCAAACGUUCGAGGAUUUGUGCAUAAAUCAUGAUGAUCAAGAAGAUACAAGGAAGAAAAGGAAAAAACGAGUCUACAUUGAAAGAAAUCGUGAAGAAGGCAAUGUGCGUUUAUGGAAUGAUUAUUUCAGCGAAACUCCAACAUAUACUCAAAAUCUAUUCCGUCGGCGAUUUAGAAUGAACAAACCAUUGUUCAUGCGUAUUGUUGAUCGACUCUCCAAUGAAGUUGAAUUCUUUCGACAAAAGAAAGAUGCUCUCGGAAGGUCUAGUCUUUCUCCACUUCAAAAGUGUACAGCAGUCAUUCGUGUCUUAGCAUAUGGUAGUACGGCUGAUGUUGUUGACGAAUACCUCCGUCUCGGUGAAACUACUACUCGGUCAUGUGUGGAACAUUUUGUGGAAGGAAUAAUUUCUUUAUUCGGCGUUGAGUACCUAAGAAGACCAACACCCGCUGAUCUUCAACGUCUACUUCAAGUUGGUGAGUUCCGUGGAUUUCCCGGGAUGAUAGGAAGCAUCGAUUGUAUGCAUUGGGAGUGGAAGAAUUGUUCCACCGCUUGGAAAGGGCAAUACACACGGGGUUCAGGAACACCCACAAUUGUUUUAGAGGCGGUUGCUUCGUAUGAUCUAUGGAUAUGGCAUGCGUUUUUUGGUCCUCCAGGUACCUUAAAUAAUAUCAAUGUUCUUGAACGCUCACCUGUUUUUGAUGAUAUAAUAAAAGGUCAAGCUCCAGAAGUCACUUUCUCUGUCAAUGGAAGAGAGUAUCAUUUGGCUUACUAUCUCACAGACGGUAUUUAUCCAAAAUGGGCAACUUUUAUCCAAUCUAUUUCAAUGCCACAAGUGCCGAAAGCGGUUUUAUUUGCUCAACAUCAAGAAGCUGUCCGAAAAGAUGUCGAGCGUGCUUUUGGAGUUUUGCAAGCUCGAUUUGCCAUUGUUAAAAACCCCGCGCUUUUCUGGGAUAAAGCCAAAAUUGGGAAUAUUAUGAGAGCAUGUAUCAUACUCCAUAAUAUGAUCGUUGAAGACGAAUGAGAUGGAUAUACUCUAUCUAAUGUUUCAGAGUUUCAACAAGGAGAAGAGUCUGGAAGUUCACAUAUCGAUCUCGAUUAUUCUACGGAUAUGCCUACAAAUAUCGCCAAUAUGAUGGGUGUUCGAACAAGAAUUCAUGAUCGACAAAUGCAUCAACGACUCAAAGCUGAUUUGGUUGAAUAUUUAUGGAGUAAAUUUGGACGUGAC